CAGGCGGCAGCCGCGGGCAGGAGAGUGAAGCCUGCUGGUCCCCUCCAAGGCCAGCUGGAAGCCUUUUGCGCGCAGGAGUGGAAGGGUGCGCGCCCCCCAUCUCGCCUUUGAGAGGGUCCCAAGUCUAGAGCCUCUCUCCCUGGCGCUCUCGAGGGGCUGCCCCCGCCUUCGGUGGGGAUUCCCGGCCCUGGAACCGCCCCGGGGCCCCCCACGUGUCGCUGGCGCCCCGCUCCGACGCACAAAAGGCUUGGCGCCGCCGCGAGGAAGCGAGAGUAGUCCGUACUCGCCUCUUGCGCGCUCUGAUGGGGCGCUCCGCUCCGACGCCGCUCCUGCUCCUCGCCUUCCUCCUUUGGAGAUGCCUCGCCGCCGCCAAGGCGGGCUGCGAAAAAGGCACCUACCGGGACGCCCAGCGCCAGACUUGCAGCCCCUGCACCCCGUGCCAAGACAAAUAUCAGUAUGAGCGACGCUGCUCAGAAGACUCCGAUGCUGUCUGCAAAUGUGCCCCUGAAUAUGAAUGUGGAGAUCUAGAGUGCGGCAGCUGCAUCUGUGGUAUUGGAGAGGAGUGGAACGGAGCAGGUUGCCAAGAGUGUCCUGAAGGGAAGUUUAAGGCCUGGAUAUCUGGCAAAUGCCAAAACUGGACACAAUGUCCAGCUAAUCAGAUCUCAAUUCCUGGGACGGCGAAAACUGAUGUGGUUUGCAACACGACAACAGAAGGCCCUACAAAACCCCCGACUUGGCCGGUUUUAACGAAGGAGACAGAGCAGGACAGCCAUCUGGUCCCCAUCAGCAUCGCCUUGGCAGUAGCCUUGCUUCUGUGCAUGCUGUUCCUGGUGCUCUUUUGCAUCAUCUUCAGAUCCUGGGCUCGAGAGAAGUUCCCGGCUGUGAUCCUGAAAGUGCCGCUUGGACAGUUGGCCCAGGAGGUGGAUGACUGCAGCUACCGCUACCCGGAGGAAGAAGAGGGAGGAAGCAACGAAACAGCAGGGCUGACAGGGCAGCUCAUGGAAAAAAUCCCUUAGUGAGCCCUGGUGCCCAGGAUGCUUCUGAAGAUGCGACCUCUGAUGGGAGUUUGGGGAGGGUCAAAAGCAUCCAGCCUGUCUUCACAUUGCUUUGGCCUUUAUUAUUAUUUUAUUUUUGAUGUGGGGUGCAGGGGAGGGAGCUGGGGAAAUGACCCCUAGGCUGACACCUGCACUGCAACUGCCCUUUCCUAUUUGAGCGCAUGGCGAAAACCCGCCAGUAGCCCUGACCGACCCAAGCAGUAGGUUUUAAGUGGGGAGGACAGAGCAGCGGCCCAACUCUCUCUUCCCCCAGGGCUGCACUCUAUCCAAUGAGGGUCUGCCCCUUCUGACAGUUGCUUUUAUCACUAGGUGUUUUAAGCUGAGGCACCGACAUUUCUUGGGCUGAGCUGGCCCGGCAGACCUCCUCUCUUCACCCCAUCCCAGCAGAGCAAAAGCCCUCGAGACCCCAGUGAAGACCAUAACUUGUCUUACAGUUCCCAGACCCGGCCUCCCUACCUCCCACUUUACCAUUUUUGCUCAGGGUUACACAGAUGACUCACAGCGGUGUGCUCUGCACUCUUUCCUUAACGUGGAGCGGCUGUGGUGACCGCGCCGACGGAAACUUCUGUGACGAACUGAGGUUUGAGGUCUUUGAUCUGCAAAGGGCACCCAGGCUGGUGAACUGCCUUCUUCCACCCUGCUCUGCUUGCCUCUUGAAGGAUGUGCUAUUGCCACAUCGGGGGGUGUGUGUGUGUGUGUGUGUAUGCGGUGUGUGUGAG
Podarcis muralis (Common wall lizard) is the source of this 1774-nucleotide messenger RNA. It is a transcript of the gene TNFRSF9, whose product is annotated as TNF receptor superfamily member 9. The record is from RefSeq and is a predicted model, not a curated record. NCBI's taxonomy places the organism in Eukaryota, Metazoa, Chordata, Lepidosauria, Squamata, Lacertidae. Gene Ontology annotation, biological process: regulation of cell population proliferation. Gene Ontology annotation, molecular function: protein binding; signaling receptor activity.